UGAGUCUUACAGUUCAAUGGGCAAGGAAAGUUGUGUGAGUGUACUCCACCAGAUUUUUCAAAGAUAAAAUAUUUAUUUUGACAUUUUUAGAAUCACUUAUAGCAUUGCUAUUAUAAAUGUAUUAUUAUUAUCAUAAGUCUCUCUCAAUUCAGUGUCGAAACUUGUUCAAUAUUAAAUCGCAGAAUAAACUCAUUUGAAUUAUUGGUAUUUUUUUGGAAUUACAUGAAAAUCAUGUUAAUACACUACACAUUAAGAAUGUAUAAUAUGUAUAUUAUAAUUGUUACUGGUGUAUUUCUAGAAUGCAAAUAGAAGUUCUUGGAACAUUAUUACAUCAAGCAAAUUACUUUUUAAUACUUGAAAGCUUGUCAAAGCUUGACGCUCUUGUUUUUUAUUUUGUUAAAUGACUUGCAGCAAGUCAAUUUUCACUGAGAACGUUUCAUUUGUAAGGGUUUAACUGACUGCAAGUCAUCAUACGAUAUUGGAAGCACUUUCCCAAUUUCAACUUCCUAAGGAAAACAAAUUAUCUUCUAUCACUGACAACAUGAUGAAAACCCCCAAAAAGUAAUAUACCUUCUCUAGAGAAUAAACCGUAUAAAUAGGGCAUUUUCUAGUAAGAUUGUCCAGUUUUGAUCCUGGUCCUCUUUGACUCGGUCAGAACCAGAUAACCAACCUACAACAUCUUUCAACAUGAAACUCUUCUACUGCCUUGAAAUCCUCAUCAUCUGUGUAUUAGUGUUUACAAAAGCAAUGUAUGCAGACGAGCGUAUGAGGAUGCCUGACAAAAAUGGGGGAGACAAGUUGCAAAGCGACUCGUUGUUGGAAAGACUGAGUCGACGGGAAGAUGUAGACUCGGACCUGAACGACUACCAGCAAAUAAAAGGUAUAAGGAUUGAACCAACCCUGCUUCAUGAGUCGCCCUGGGCGCUGAUACCGCUCAAAGGCGUAUUGAGCAGCCGGAAUACUAACAGCAACAACAAUAAUUACUUCACUCCUAGGCUGGGACGCAUGUUGGAGUCUGAAAACGAUUAUGCAGUUGAAAAAAGGGAUAACAUUCAAUUCAGUCCUAGACUUGGUUAAAGAUGGGAAAACUUGCUUAUUUAAAACUUGCAUACUAAAUCUCCAUCUUCAUAAUAGACAUAUAUUUAUUCUCGUUUCUUAAAUGUGUGAUGUGAAAUCUCAAACUAAUUAUCCAUUCAUUUUAUUAGAGUAAUAUUCAAAGCAUA
Molecule: messenger RNA, 1223 nt
Organism: Nilaparvata lugens (brown planthopper)
Lineage: Eukaryota; Metazoa; Arthropoda; Insecta; Hemiptera; Delphacidae
Exons: 3
Coding region: 688-1077 (129 amino acids)
Biological process (GO): neuropeptide signaling pathway
Molecular function (GO): neuropeptide hormone activity
Source: RefSeq, a predicted model, not a curated record